Messenger RNA from Osmia bicornis bicornis, 533 nucleotides. RefSeq names its product 60S acidic ribosomal protein P2 (gene RpLP2). The record is from RefSeq and is a predicted model, not a curated record. Bases 111 to 449 code for a protein of 112 amino acids. NCBI's taxonomy places the organism in Eukaryota, Metazoa, Arthropoda, Insecta, Hymenoptera, Megachilidae. Gene Ontology annotation, cellular component: ribosome; cytosolic large ribosomal subunit. Gene Ontology annotation, molecular function: structural constituent of ribosome. Gene Ontology annotation, biological process: cytoplasmic translational elongation. The transcript has 4 exons.
CCUCUUAUUCCUUGCGCAUUCAACGUUCUUUACUAUUUAUUAACGUUCCAACCAGAACGUGCAUUUUCUUCUGAAGCGUAAACCACGUUUCGUGUCGUAAGACUUAAAGAAUGCGUUACGUGGCCGCUUAUCUCCUAGCUGUGCUAGGUGGCAAACCCUCAGCCACUCAAAAUGACAUUGAAAAAAUUUUAUCAUCUGUUGGAAUUGAAGCAGAUGCUGAAAAACUUAAGAAAGUUAUAUCAGAACUGAAUGGAAAAUCAAUUGAUGAACUUAUUGCACAAGGGCGUGAGAAAUUAUCAUCUAUGCCAGUUGGUGGUGCUGCAGCUGCUAGUGCUCCAGCAGCCGCAGCUGCUGCUGCUCCAGCUGAAGAAAAGAAAGAAGAGAAAAAGCCAGCUAAGGAAGAAUCUGAAUCUGAAGAUGAUGACAUGGGCUUUGGUCUUUUUGAUUAAACUAAUCAACAACAAUGACUGUAUGACUAUUUGUAAAUCAUGUAUUAUUCAGUUCUGACAAAAUAAAUUUGUAUUUUUAAUUUA